This is a messenger RNA of Caenorhabditis sp. 36 PRJEB53466, 558 nucleotides long. NCBI's taxonomy places the organism in Eukaryota, Metazoa, Nematoda, Chromadorea, Rhabditida, Rhabditidae. The record is from the annotation of a GenBank genome assembly.
AUGUUCAGCUGGAAGAAGAAUAGAAAGAGUGCGAAAGCGGCUCGUGUCGCUGUCCGGAAUGCUCCCGAAAAAGCCGAAUCUCGCGUGGUCAAGUUCCAAUUGCUAUCGUCCGAUGAGAAGAUCUACAAGAUAACCCAGGACGGUAUCAUGCAGUCAAAGACACUGGCCAAUGCUCUGGACAAUUUGCGUACGGAAGACCUACUUGCCGCUCCAGUUCCUGUGAACAACGUCGAAGGCGCAUGUCUCAAGAAGAUCGUGAAGUGGUGCGAGCACCACAAAUACGACGGGGUGUACGAGAAGAGUGGAAAUGGCCGGGACCUGAUUAUUCCAUCGUGGGACGAAACCUUUUUGCAACGUCUCGACAAUAAGGAGCUCUUCGACGUCAUUUGCGCCGCCAACUACCUUGACAUCCCGAAGCUCAUGGACUUCUCCUGCAAAACGGCGGCGAGCAUGGCCAAGGGCAAAUCGCCAGAGGAGUUGCGUGUCGUUUAUGGCAUUCCAACGGAUGACGAGGACGCACUUAUGAAUCUGGCGGGGCCGUCGAGCUCAAAUAAUUGA